Molecule: messenger RNA, 570 nt
Organism: Dioscorea cayenensis subsp. rotundata (Guinea yam)
Lineage: Eukaryota; Viridiplantae; Streptophyta; Magnoliopsida; Dioscoreales; Dioscoreaceae
Exons: 5
Coding region: 1-570 (189 amino acids)
Source: RefSeq, a predicted model, not a curated record
AUGAGUGCCCAUGACUUUAAAGCUGAUGAUGACAAUGUAAAUUUCAACUUGGAUCUUCUGAAGGUUGGAGAUGGAGUUGGUGGAGGUGGUGUUUCUCUUGCUGGUACAUGGUGGGACAAAAAGGCAUUGUCUAUUGCAGAAGAGGUCUCGAUUAGAUUUCUUUUCUUUCUCCUAGCAUGGGCCGAUAUUCGAGCAUUUUUCUUCCGAAUAUCAAAGCACGCUUUGGAUGAAGUCGAGCUUCUUUGGAGCUGUACCCGAGUAAACAUAUCAUUGGAGGUGUCAUCUCCUGGAGUCGAAAGAGUUGUUCGAAUUCCUGAAGAUCUCGACCGCUUCAAAGACCGUCCCAUGUAUGUGAAGUACACUACUGACGGUGAUCAAGAAUCUGAUGGUAUCUUCAGGCUCAUCUCAUUUGAUCUAGACUUGUGCAAUUGCACUUGGGGAAUUGCAGAUGUGAAGAAGAACAGACAUCAAGCAGGCAAAGGUAGACCUUUAAACAAUAAACAAAGAGAAUGGAGGCUACAAACUUCUUUUGAUUCGUUGCGCAUUGUUCGAUUACAUUCGAGUCAUUAA